ACAUCAUCAUCUUACAACUGAUACAAAAGCCAGAGCCAAUUAGUAUAGAAAGAAAGAUAGCUAGAAAGGUGGCAUUUCUUGGGCAACUGACGUAUCUUCCUCAAAGUCAUCAUCUACCUUUUCCAUCUUCUGAACUUCUCUCUCCCUUUCUCUCUCACCUGCAAGUCUGCUUUCAUAUUCUAUCUCUCCCUCCUCCACCUUAAAGUCCCUCUAACUUUCUCUUCCCCCUUUUCUGUAUGUACUCACUCAUCAGUCACUUGGAGGAUAUCAAACACCAAAGUGUUUGAUCAUUAGCUAGCCUCCCAUAUCCUCCACCUUUCUGCCUCCUGCCCUUUCACUUACCUCUCAAACCCCCCAAACAAAACAAUCUUGUGCUUUCUUUCCCUCUUCCUUAUUAUUUUUUAACUACCAUUUUGACAUUCUUUCAUUGAAAGGGUAAGAGUUAGGAAAGGUUAGUUAGCUAAUUCUGUUUAAGUCUCCCUUUCUCUCUAACUGUCUGUAUCUAGCUAGCUCUUCUAAUUAAGCAAAUUAAGAGCAAUAAGCUAGGUAGGGAAGAGAACGUCUGGUGGCCGAUGGCUGCACCGCCAAGUAGCAGCAGGCUCCGCAGCAUGUUGCAGGCGUCAGUCCAAUCUGUCCAAUGGACUUACAGUCUCUUCUGGCAAAUCUGUCCACAACAAGGGAUCUUAGUAUGGUCAGAUGGGUACUACAAUGGAGCCAUCAAGACGAGGAAGACGGUGCAACCCAUGGAAGUCAGUGCAGAAGAGGCCUCUCUUCAGCGGAGCCAGCAGCUUAGAGAACUGUAUGACUCAUUGUCUGCCGGAGAAACUAACCAGCCCCCGGCACGCCGCCCUUGCGCCUCCUUAUCCCCCGAGGACUUAACCGAAUCCGAAUGGUUCUACUUGAUGUGUGUCUCCUUCUCUUUCCCCCCUGGGGUGGGGUUGCCAGGAAAAGCAUAUGCGAGGAGGCAGCAUGUAUGGCUCACCGGUGCAAACGAAGUCGAUAGCAAAACCUUUUCCAGAGCUAUCUUAGCCAAGAGUGCUCGUAUACAGACGGUGGUUUGCAUUCCUCUACUAGACGGCGUCGUCGAACUAGGCACCAUAGAGAGGGUUCCGGAAGACAAUGCCUUGGUCCAACAUGUCAAAACCUUCUUCGUUGACCACAACCACCAUCCUCCUCCAAAACCCGCCCUCUCCGAGCACUCAACCUCCAACCCCGCCACAGGACGAGGAAGAGGAGGAUCAAGAGGAGGACGAGGAGGCAGAGUCAGACUCCGAAGCCGAAACGGGCCGCAACGGUCAGCCCGUUGCUCCCGGUCCAAACCCUCCAGCGGUUUCGGCCCCCGCAGCAGAGCCGAGCGAGCUCAUGCAGCUAGAGAUGUCCGAGGACAUCCGGCUCGGCUCUCCGGACGACGCGUCCAACAAUUUAGACUCGGAUUUCCACUUACUAGCAGUGAGCCAGUCUAGGGUUAACCCAGCCGAUCAACAGCGCCAAGCUGACUCGUAUCGAGCCGAGUCAACUCGCCGGUGGCCGUCCGUACAAGAGCCACUCAGCAGCGGGCUCCAACCGCCACCCCAAGGACCCCUGGCAUUGGAGGAGUUGACACAUGAUGACACUCACUAUUCUGAAACAGUCUCCACCAUACUUCAAAGGCAGGCGACUAGGUGGACGGAUUCCUCGUCCACCGAUCAGGUCGCCUACUCAGCCCAAUCAGCAUUCAUCAAGUGGACGACUCGCGUUGAACAUCACAUGCUGGUGCCAAUUGAGGGCACGUCCCAAUGGCUCCUUAAAUACAUCUUGUUCAGCGUUCCGUUCCUCCACACAAAAUACCGCGACGAGAACUCGCCAAAAUCUCAUGAGGGCGAUGCUUCCACUCGGUUGAGGAAAGGGACCCCACAAGAUGAGCUCAGCGCCAAUCAUGUCAUGGCGGAACGGCGUCGUCGCGAGAAGCUUAAUGAGAGGUUCAUUAUACUAAGGUCGCUAGUGCCCUUUGUGACAAAAAUGGACAAGGCCUCGAUAUUAGGGGACACGAUCGAGUACGUGAAGCAAUUGCGUAAGAAGAUUCAGGAUCUUGAGGCACGUAACGUGCAGAUGGAGGAUGAUCAACGGUCAAGAUCAUCCGGGGAAAUACAUAGGUCAAAUAGUAUGAAAGAGUUGCGGAGCGGGCUCACGGUAGUGGAGCGGACCCGGGUUGGUCCACCCGGGUCGGAUAAAAGGAAGUUAAGGAUUGUAGAGGGAAGUGGUGGUGCGGCCGUUGCCAAGCCUAAAAUGAUGGAGGAGUCACCACCUUCACCACCGCCACCACCACCACAAUCAUCACCGACACCUAUGGUGACGGGUACCUCUCUAGAGGUGUCGAUAAUCGAGAGUGACGGGUUGUUGGAGCUCCAAUGCCCGUAUAGAGAAGGGUUGUUGCUUGAUAUCAUGCAAACUCUAAGAGAGCUAAGAAUUGAGACGACAGUUGUCCAGUCCUCAUUGAAUAAUGGGUUCUUCGUAGCUGAGCUGAGGGCCAAGGUGAAGGAGAAUGUGAAUGGCAAGAAAAUAAGCAUUACGGAAGUGAAGAGGGUAAUAAAUCAAAUAAUUCCCCAAUCUGAUUCCUAGUAUCAUUUUAGUGCGUACGUAAUUAAAGAAUUUUGAGGGGAAAAUCAAAUUAUUUGCAAGUAGCUCUAGCAGCAUCAGUACUGUACAAUAUUUAGAACAUUUUUUUUUUUCUUUCCUUCUAACAAAUGUAAUAUUUCUGUGACAUUCAAGAUAAUCUUAAACAAGAACUCCAAGACCAGUUUAGUUUUGA
Messenger RNA from Prunus persica (peach), 2788 nucleotides. Its product is annotated as basic helix-loop-helix protein A. The record is from RefSeq and is a predicted model, not a curated record. Lineage: Eukaryota; Viridiplantae; Streptophyta; Magnoliopsida; Rosales; Rosaceae. Gene Ontology annotation, molecular function: protein dimerization activity.